AUGGUGGGGGCAUGCGGCAGCGAUGCCAUACUGGGUCUCCGAGUUGGCAACUCUUCCAACUCCGGUAGCUACCUGCCCCUCCUCUACACUCACGGGAUCACGCUGACGGAGGUGGGAUCGCAGGUGUCGCUCAAGUGCUCUGAUGUUAUAACUAAGCUUAAAGAAAUUGUGAACGGUAGGCCUAUCGCAUCACUGAUGACUGCCAUGGACAAUUUCCUCUACGGUAUCCGGGAGCCAUUCAUCUUCACGCUCGUGGCACUCUGGUCUCUCGCAUUCCUCAUCUGUGCCAACACGAUGCUAUAUCGCCUGGACGUGCUCCACAUCCGAUCACACCUUAUUCGCGCCAAGGCUUCUCACCACAUCGACGUCAAGGCCUUACUCACGAAAGGCCGGAAGAUGCUUUCACUUUACAAGGACGUCGACUACUUCGACGAGGACCCUAUUGGUUAUAUUGAUUAUUGGCCACCAACGUACGCAAUCGGCGAUGGCCAUGCGACCAUCCUACGUGAUGGCCAGUGGACUUCGUAG
Babesia bigemina is the source of this 528-nucleotide messenger RNA. RefSeq lists its product as hypothetical. The record is from RefSeq and is a predicted model, not a curated record. Lineage: Eukaryota; Apicomplexa; Aconoidasida; Piroplasmida; Babesiidae. The transcript is spliced from 3 exons. The coding region runs from base 1 to 528 and encodes 175 amino acids.